GUGAGCUUCUGGCUCUUUAAGCUGACAAAAACAAGGACUUAGUUUCUAUAAGGUAGAGCUGGCAAAUGAAAUGACCUUUUCAUACUUUCAUACCACUUCUGUUUUGGUGUUAAAGGUUGAAAUUAAACAUCAUGAACCUGCAGGUACCAGAAUCCUUUGAAGAUGUUGCUGUUGCUUUUUCCGAGCGGGAGUUGAAGUUGCUAAACAAACAAGACAAGCAGCUUCACAGAGAGGUGAUGGUACAGAAUUAUGAAAAUAUGGUGUCUGUAGGAUACGCUAUCCCAUUGGAACAGCUCCUGUUGUUGUUUGAACCAGAUGACGAUCCCUGUGAUGUAGAGGAAGAGAAAUUCCUACAGGAGGAAGACCAGCAUGAAGAUUUUUCCAGCAUUGACAGGAUGUAUGCAAAUUCAGGGAUCUGGAGUCCACAUUCAUUAUGGGAAUCCUGCCAUCUAAGCCACUGUGAAGAGAAAUGUUCUCAAUGUUCUUUGCAUCAUAGGAAUUGCUAUGACUUGCUUGAUAGCAUUUUAGAAAACAUGCAUGACAAUGACGGACAGUACAAACCUACAGAAUGCAUGAUGAACGUUAGCAAAGUAAAUGAUGCGAACCACAAAAAUGAGGGUUGCACAACACUGCAUGACAUUUCACUACCUGAGAUUAACCUGAAAGAAUGCAAAUGUUCGCACUGUGGAAGAUAUUUUUCCCUGAUAUGCAAACUGUUAGGACAUGAGCAGGCAUUCUGUGCAGAAAACCCAUCUCACUGCAUUGAGUGUGAGAAGACUUUUACUCAGAAGCAUUCCUUAGUUUCCCUUCAAAAUAUUGGAUGGGGAGAGGGGUCAUACAAAUGUGCUGAAUGUGAUAAGAAUUUUCCACAGAAAACUUCCCUGUUAUCUGUUCAGAAAAUCCUCUCUGGAGAGAGACCGUACAAAUGCACAUGCCCUGUUCAUAAUGAAUGUUUUGCCAGUAAUUUUAUAGUGCAACUUUUUCAGACAGCACUUUCAAUUGAAAAAUCAAGUACGUACACUGACUGUGACAACAGCCCUAGUGGUGACAAGACCCAUCUUGUAAGCCAUGAACUUAUGUCAAGAAACAAACAAUAUAAGUGUUCCGAGUGCAACAGGUGCUAUACUUGGAAGCAUAGCCUUGUCGAACACCAACGAAAGCAUACAGGCGAUUUACCAUAUAAAUGUACUGUAUGUGGUAAGGGUUUUCCCAGAAAGUAUAACCUAAUACUUCAUGAACAAAUACAUUCUCAGGAGAGACCAUAUAAAUGUAGUGAGUGUGGCAAGGGGUUUAUCCAGAAGAGUAAACUGAUAAUCCAUCAGAGAAAACAUUCUGGUGAAAAACCAUACCAGUGUCCAGAAUGUUACAAAUGUUUUUCUCAGAAGUGGCACUUGAUAGUCCAUCAUCGGUUGCAUUCAGGAGAGAAACCCUACAAAUGUAGUGAAUGUGACAAAAGUUUUACCCAGAAAAUUAAACUGACAUUCCAUCAACGAAUGCAUUCUGGAGAGACACCAUAUAAAUGUACUGAAUGUGACAAGGGUUUUACUCAAAAGAGUAGCUUACUAUGCCACCUACAAAUACACUCUGGUGAAAAACCAUAUAUAUGCGCUGAAUGUGGUAAGUCUUUUCUCCGAAAGGGUAGCCUUGUAGUACAUCAGCGAGUACAUUCUAGAGAGACACCAUAUAAAUGUACUGAGUGUGGCAAGGGUUUUGCUGAGAAAACUGGCCUGAUAACUCAUGAACGUAGACAUUCUGGAGAUAAGAGAUAUAAAUGCACUGAAUGCAACAAGAGUUUUAUUCUAAAGUCUACUCUAACAGUCCAUCUACGAAUGCAUUCUGGAGAGAAACCCUUUAAAUGUAAUGAAUGUGACAAAAGUUUUAUUCAGAAGCGUAGUCUAACAGCUCAUCAGGAAAUACAUUCUAGACAGCAGCCAUUUCAGUGUACUGAAUGUGACAAGAGUUUUGUAAAAAAAAGUAGCCUAAGAGUUCAUUUGCGAAUGCAUGCCGGAGAUAUUCCAUUUAGAUGUUUGGAAUGUGGCAAGGGAUUCAUGCAUAGGAGUGCUCUGAUUGAUCAUGAGCGGCUACAUUCUGGAGUAACACCACAUAAUUGCACUGAAUGUGGCAAGGGUUUCUUCCAGAAGGGUAACCUGACAGUUCACAUGCGUAAGCAUUCUGGAGAGAGACCAUAUAAAUGUGCUGAGUGUUUCAAGACUUUUACAGUAAAGAGUGCAUUAACAUAUCAUCAGAAAAUUCAUUCUAAAACUGAAACAGUAAUAAUCACAUGAUUGAUGAUAGUGUCAGCAGCUCAACAGAUAGCACACUCGCCUUUGAUGCACAGAAGUCAGAUGACUGUGGGUUCUAGUCUCACACCAGGUGCUUGUAAUCAUUUUGCAGUGCUGACACCACAUUGUAAAGGGUGCAGCAUUCCUCACUGAGUGCUACCCUUUGGAUGCAAUAUUAAACCAGAAUUGUAUCUGCCUGAGUUAAUAGCAGCUUGGGUGGAUGUUACCAAUCCUAAUGCACCUAUAGAAAACAGUAAGGGAAUUUUCUUUGUUGUCCUGGCCAGAUUGCCACUAGUCAGUAUGAAUAUUAACUCUUGCCUCCCCUGAAAAUAGACCAUAGGCCUGAAAGGGCUAACAUGGUAAAGGGAAAAUAUAGGUAAAUAAAUUGAUUGAUUGUAACUAUUUGCAUCCUGAAGGUACAGUGCAUAACUGCACUGAAUGUCACAUUUCUUCUUGAAGGAUAACUUGACAGUUUAUCUACAAAGACAUUCUGGAGAGAGAGAAUGAAACAGAGAGACAGAGAAUUGGUAGCACAUGCUGAAAUGGCUCUAUCUGGUAACUGUUGUGUGAUGUUUACUGAGAGACAAAAAUCAAAUACCAGGUUACUCAAGUACAUAGUAGAGCAAUGUCGAUUAUAAAGACACCCAUUUAGUUUCUACAGAAGUAAAAGUAACAGGGCUAAUAAAAAUAAAUUUCAAGCAUAUUAAAUAUGCUACCAGUAUAGGUAAAAGUGUAUGAAAGAGGCAAUUCUGGUUUCAUUAUAGGUGUUGAGAUGACACAGUUGGAAAACAUAAAAGACUGAAGCAGUAUUAACAUCAUGAACUUUAAUUGUACGCUGAGAUAGUUAAUGGGAUCUAUUCCCAUCACAAUAUUAGAAAUCCUAAACAACUGGAGAACUUAAAAAAACAGAGAAAGAAACUACAAAUGUGCUGUUUCAAGACUUACUGUGAAAAGUGCCUUAGUACAUUACUAGAAAAUGCUGUGUAACAAUAAAAGAAUAAUAACCUUGGGAAUUUGAAGUAUUCUCAGCCUUAUAGAUUGAGUCCGUUCCCAAUACUGCAUUAAAACUGAACCAUCAACAUUCAGAGAAAUUAAAUCAAAGCCAUCUUCUGACAUGAUUUUAAAUAUAUAAACUAUGCUGAGCCAUGAAAUGGAAUGUUUUCUGACAGUGGCUUAAAAGAAUAAAUAAAAUAUAUGUAGAAAUUAAACCAGCCACACACAGACAGUUGAAGAAAAAAGUACAAAUGUGGUGUUCUACUUGAUUUGUGGUAAAAUAUUACACAAAGGAAGUAUAUAGAAGUCAAAGUAAAACUGGUGUGAAAUAUGACUCGUGAAACUGUUGUAAUAGUCCUUGGGUGGACCUGGUAAAUUGGAUGCAUUAGAACUUCCAAGGAUAUUUGAAUGUACUGCUUAUGCCACUAACUUCCUCUCCAUUGUAAGUGGUGAGAAGAACAUUUACAGAAAACAGUGAAUACCAAGUGAACAGUCAUUUUGUAAACUAUAUCUUAAUUUAGUAAAAUAGAUCUAGUGUCGCCAUGAUAAUAAAAUUAACUUAACUUUAGGAUGUGGGAAGGCAAAAAUAAUACAGUCUCAAUACAAUAAAAUGUUACUGGUAACGUUAGUGCGAUGGAAUGUUGAUCACACUGACAUGGGAGUUUAACCAUGUGUCCUUUUUUAUUAUUUGUUAACCAAGUAAACCCCUUAAUUGUGUGCUGUUUUUUUUUCUUUAGAAGUGACCUGUGGUUAAGAGACUACUCAGAAUCAUACAGUUAAUAAAUGGAAACUAAGUCAAUGUAA
This is a messenger RNA of Protopterus annectens (West African lungfish), 4079 nucleotides long. Its product is annotated as zinc finger protein 883-like. The transcript has 4 exons. Gene Ontology annotation, biological process: regulation of DNA-templated transcription. Bases 132 to 2285 code for a protein of 717 amino acids. The record is from RefSeq and is a predicted model, not a curated record. Lineage: Eukaryota; Metazoa; Chordata; Ceratodontiformes; Protopteridae.